AUGAGCGGAAGCACGGACGGAAAUGUAGUUCCGUCUUCGAGUGCGGGGAAUGCGAGCGGCAGCGGUGCCACGGGUACGACGCGUCGCGGACGCUGCAAGUGGUUUAACGUGGCCAAGGGAUGGGGCUUCAUCACCCCUGAUGAUGGCGGCCAGGAUGUCUUUGUUCACCAGAGCGUUAUUCAAAUGCCUGGCUUCCGAUCGCUGGGUGAUGAUGAAGAGGUAGAGUUCGAAUGCAAGGAUUCUGACAAAGGCCUCGAAGCUACCCGCGUCUCUGGGCCGUCCUCGGUGGACUGCCAGGGUUCACACCGGCGUCCGAUAUCCAAAAAGCGCUUCAGAAAAAUACGAUGCUACAAUUGUGGGGAAUUCGCCAACCACAUUGCGGCAAAGUGCAGCUUGGGUCCACAACCAAAGAGAUGUCACAACUGCAAAAGCGAGGGCCACCUGAUCGCAGAUUGUCCGGUGAAGGUUGAGAAGAAAGCUGACGAAUCACAAUCAAAGCAAUCGGAAAGUUCCCAAGGAAGCCCACAAUAG
Molecule: messenger RNA, 531 nt
Organism: Leptosia nina
Lineage: Eukaryota; Metazoa; Arthropoda; Insecta; Lepidoptera; Pieridae
Source: the annotation of a GenBank genome assembly